CCUCCCUCGCGCGCGAUGCUCCUCGCUCUCCCGCCGAGCCGACGACGCUUUCUCUCUCUCCGACGCCCCGAUGGAAGGUCGGAGGAGGAGCUGUUUGAGAUACAAGGAACUCAAUUGUUAAGCACAACGGAGGGUGUCAAAGAGUAUGUCCAAGGCGAAUUCAUCAAAGUGGAAGAUGAAAUCAUAGUUCCUAAUCAACAUCUCUUCCCAUCGGUCAUCACCUUCACAGAUUUCCUAUGGGCGUUUGGAGUACUCAGAUCAAGGGCAUUUUCGGGUCUUCGGGGUGAAAAUCUUGUUCUAAUUCCCCUAGCUGACCUUGUUAACCACAAUCCAAGUAUCACUUUAGAGGAACCUUCAUGGGAGAUCAAAGGAAAGGGCCUAUUCUCCAAGGAACUUGUAUUCUCUUUGUGGACUCCUGUCUCUGUCAAGGCCGGUCAGCAGGUAUAUAUACAGUAUGAUGUAGAAAAGAGCAACGCUGAACUGGCUCUUGAUUACGGAUUCAUUGAAUCAAACUCUGAUCGGAAUGCAUAUACGUUGACUCUGGAAAUUGCUGAAUCAGAUCCAUUUUAUGGAGACAAAUUAGACAUUGCGGAGUUAAAUGGUUUGGGAGAAACUGCAUAUUUUGACAUUGUUCUAGGUUGCUCACUUCCACAAUCAAUGCUCCAAUACUUGCGGUUGGUAUCACUCGGAGGGACCGAUGCUUUUCUUUUGGAAUCAAUUUUCAGAAAUAAAGUUUGGGGCCAUCUUGAAUUGCCCGUGAGCCGUGCCAACGAAGAGAUGAUUUGCUGCGUUGUUAGAAACGCAUGUAAAACUGCCCUAUCUGCUUACCACACUACAAUUGACGAGGAUGAAAAGCUUAUGGAAGGGGGACAUAUGGAACCAAGACUUAAGAUGGCGGUAGGCAUAAGAGUUGGGGAGAAGAAAGUACUCCAUCAAAUUGAUGAAAUCUUCAGAGGGAGGGAGUUGGAAUUGGAUGAGCUGGAAUACUACCAGGAAAGAAGGCUCAAGGACUUGGGAUUGGUUGGGGAGCAAGGUGAAAUAAUAUUUUGGGAGUGAGGAGAUAGAGGGGUUUAGGUAUCAUCAUUACGAGUGUUAUUCAAAUUCCUUUGUAAAUUUUACAUGCUUGAGUUAUAGAUAUCAUCAUUCUUUUGGCUAUUUGAUGCCCAAGCCCUUUUUUUUUGGCAUAGUUCCAAUUGUGUGAUGCUUGUGAAUUUAGUGGACCUACAUGAUUUUGACAAAGACAUUAGUCUGUUUCUUUAUGGUGCAACA
Asparagus officinalis (garden asparagus) is the source of this 1269-nucleotide messenger RNA. RefSeq names its product fructose-bisphosphate aldolase-lysine N-methyltransferase, chloroplastic. Gene Ontology annotation, molecular function: protein-lysine N-methyltransferase activity. Bases 16 to 1056 code for a protein of 346 amino acids. The transcript has 6 exons. Gene Ontology annotation, biological process: peptidyl-lysine monomethylation. The record is from RefSeq and is a predicted model, not a curated record. NCBI's taxonomy places the organism in Eukaryota, Viridiplantae, Streptophyta, Magnoliopsida, Asparagales, Asparagaceae.